AAUAAAAUUACAUAUUUAUUUAUUAGAAUUGAAAAUGCACUUACAUAGUAAUUCAAUUAUCUUACUACAAAUUCUUCCUCUUCUUCGAAUAGUUAUUUCCUUAUGUAUAAUUACUUACUUCCUUCCUUUUGAAAAAUGACUACCUCUUGGCAGCACUUACCAAGCAAGAAUACAAAAUAUGUGAAUUACACACUCAUAAAUGGUAGCAUUUCUUGCAGGUAGCAGGCUGCCCUUUUUGUUGCCGUACUUAUGCUUAAAAGCAGUAUUAUUAUUGUGUAAAAAAAGAACAUAUGUGCAUUCAUAAAUAACAUUUUUAAGAGCAGAUUGCAACCUUGAAAUACGAAAUGCAAAUGCAAAAAUUACCCCUUCAAAAUGGCAGAAUUUUUUUUUGAAAGCCAAUUAAUCAGAACAUUGCAGUGUAAGUACAAUGAGUAAAUAUACACUAUAAUUUGUAAUUAGAGACACUUUUUUCCUUUGGCAAUUUGGCCGGAUGAAAAGACACAAAUCCUAUUCGCUAAAUAUGCACACUAUUUGCCUGAAAUUGGUCCGACGAAAAAAUUGAAAAACAAAAAAGAAAUGUGGUUGCAAAUUUCCCUAGAAAUAUCUGGAAAAAGUCCCAAACAGUGUGAGGAGCGAUAUAAAACGGUUACUAAGCGAAAGAAAAGUUCUGCAGCACAUAAAGUGGGAGCCAAAAAGAAGAAAACUGAGCCAGAUGAUUCUAUCGAUGUGGAAGUUGAGGAAGUACGAAAAAGUGUACGUGAGGAGUAUUAUAUGAAAUUCGACAAGAGUAAAACAAAAACCGUGCAAGAUACGUUGCUGGAGAUAGCGCAGAAGAGGGAGCAAGCAUGGGAGAGACGACAUCGUGAAAAAAUGGAUGCAAUUGGCAAAAUUCAUAAAUUGCUGGCAAAAAUGGUGCAAACUAAAGGCAAAUAAUACAGAUGAACACAAUUUCCGUUUGUUUUUAUAAUUUAUUUAUGUACAUACUAAUGUUUACGAG
This is a messenger RNA of Ceratitis capitata (Mediterranean fruit fly), 997 nucleotides long. RefSeq lists its product as uncharacterized. The record is from RefSeq and is a predicted model, not a curated record. The transcript has 2 exons. The coding region runs from base 577 to 933 and encodes 118 amino acids. NCBI's taxonomy places the organism in Eukaryota, Metazoa, Arthropoda, Insecta, Diptera, Tephritidae.